AUGACCAUAACGACCAUGGACGCCUCCGGCAAGGACCGCGUCUACGAAGACACCGGCCUGGGCCCCAGCACCAGUUCCCCCGACAUGGACGCCCGUGACCAGGGGCUCGCAGACCGCAUCGCAGAACAGAAAAUCGUCCGCAAACUAGACAUGCACAUCGUGCCCCUCGUGAUGCUCCUCUACCUAUUCAGCUUUCUCGACCGCGUCAACAUCGGUAACGCCCGCCUCUACAACCUCGAACGCGACCUCAACCUCCAAGGCAACCAAUUCCAAGUCGCCGUCUCAAUCCUCUUCGUAACCUACAUCAUCUUCGAGGUCCCCUCCAACCUCGUCCUUAAGCUCCUCACCCCGCGCCGCUGGAUCGCCUUCAUCACAGUCUCCUGGGGCAUCAUCGCCACCCUCACGGGGCUAGUAAACUCCUACGGCGCCCUCAUCGCCUGCCGCCUCCUCCUAGGCGUCGUCGAAGCAGGCCUCUUCCCGGGGUUAAACGUCUACCUCACCUUCUUCUACAGUAAGCACGAGCUCGCGCUGCGCGUGGGCUACCUCUUCGUCAGCGCUGCCAUCGCGGGCGGGUUAGGUGGUCUGUUGGCGUACGGGAUCGGGCACAUGGAGGGUGUCGCCGGGUUGAGCGGGUGGCGGUGGAUCAUGAUCAUUGAAGGCUUGCCGACGGUCGUGCUUGGUGUGGUGACGUAUUUCGCGUUGCCCAACGACGCGGGUAGCGCGUACUUCUUGAGCGAGGAGGAGAAGGCGGUGUUGGUGAGGCGGAGGGGGAGGGAGUACGGCAACACGAGCAGUGCGCAGGAGUUUAGUCGCGGGGAUAUGGUCAAGGCGUUUAUGGAUUGGAAGGUAUGGGUGUUUUGCGUUGCGCAAUUUGGGGCUGAUACGAUGCUCUACGGCUUCUCGACUUUCCUCCCGACCAUUAUAAAUGGCCUCGGAACGUGGACGGCGGCGCAGGUGCAGCUGCUGACUGUGCCGUGCUACUUUCUCGGUGCCGUAGUCUACAUGACCAUGGCUUUCCUGUCGGACCGCACACAAAAGCGCGGCCUGUUCUGUGUCAUCUUUGGGAGCAUCAGCGUCAUCGGUUACGGCGUGCUCAUAUCACCGACUUCGAAUGGGGUUCAUUACUUUGGAUGCUUCCUUGUCGCGGCGGGAUUGUACGUCGUGGUUGGGUUACCACUUGCUUGGGUGAGUUAUCACCCUCCUCUGCUGCUGUUCUGGUGUCAUCGACAUGACGUCGAGACUGACAAUUUUGGUGUUUCUUAUAGCUUCCGAACAACUCGCCGAGAUACGGCAAGCGGACGACUGCGAGUGGUAUGCAGCUCACCAUCGGCAACUGCUCCGGCGUCAUGUCGUCCUUCAUCUAGUGAGUCCUCCUCCCUUCUUAGACCCAUCGCACCACAUAAUCACCACCUUCACAUCAACAAAACUGACAGAAGGACCAUCCGCAGCCAAGCUGUCGAUAAGCCGCGCUAUAUCCGCGGUCACGCCGUGACGCUGAGCAUGGUCGGUAUGGCAACAUGCAUGUACGGCUUCAUGUGGUUCUGGUACUCGAGGGAGAACAAGCAGCGGCAGGGCGGUCGUCUGGAAAACAAGUACGUCGACCUCUCUGAUGACGAGCUGGCGGAGCUGGGCGAUGAGAGUCCGCGGUUCCGGUACACCAUCUAA
This is a messenger RNA of Colletotrichum paranaense, 1665 nucleotides long. Its product is annotated as major facilitator superfamily transporter. Gene Ontology annotation, cellular component: membrane. The transcript has 3 exons. Lineage: Eukaryota; Fungi; Ascomycota; Sordariomycetes; Glomerellales; Glomerellaceae. Gene Ontology annotation, biological process: transmembrane transport. Bases 1 to 1665 code for a protein of 554 amino acids. Gene Ontology annotation, molecular function: transmembrane transporter activity. The record is from RefSeq and is a predicted model, not a curated record.